AUGUCUUUUGCCGCGCCCUUUCGACGGUCGUUGAUACCGAGAACCACACGAACGAUUGCUUCGCGAUACCCAUGUUCGAAACGACGAUGUUUUGCAUCGGUAACCUCGUCAACCACAACACCCGAAGCGCCUAGGGAGCCUGAGGGGACCAGGGAGGUGCCCAUGACUGUUGGAGAUGGGGGUUCUGGAACUGUACGCCCUGUACGACAACGCCAUGGUAGCGAUAGAUUGGUUUUUCCUGGUGCUGUGAAUAGUAAAUUCACUAAUCGUCUUCAAUUCCGCAUGUCCGAUCCCAAUGAAGCGAUCGAAACAUAUCGUGUCAUGGACACCGAGGGACAGAUUGUCGAUGAAACCCAUGGUCUUGACUUUGAGGGUCUAAAAGAGCAGACACUUAAGAUGUAUAAAAGCAUGGUUACAAUCUCGAUUAUGGAUCAAAUCAUGUACGACUCCCAACGACAGGGCCGUAUCAGUUUUUAUAUUGUAAAUGCUGGUGAGGAGGGUAUUGCAGUUGGGUCAGCCGCGGCUCUUAGCGAACAGGAUGUGAUUUAUGCGCAGUAUCGAGAGGCUGGAGUGUUGAUGUAUAGAGGGUAUACGCUUGAGGAGUUUAUGGCGCAGUGUUUUUCGAAUAAGAAUGAUGACGGGAAGGGGAAGAAUAUGCCAAUUCAUUAUGGAAGUCGAAGAUUGAACUUUCACCCGAUCAGUUCUCCGUUGGCUACACAGUUACCACAUGCUGCUGGCGCUGGGUAUGCUCUUAAGCUAGAGGGAACCCCUGCUUGUGCUGUCACAUACUUUGGUGAAGGUGCUGCUUCAGAGGGAGAUUUCCAUGCAGCACUCAAUAUUGCAGCUACCAGAGGUUGUCCUACGGUCUUCAUUUGCAGAAAUAAUGGUUAUGCAAUCAGUACUCCGACUCUAGAGCAGUACAAAGGUGAUGGUAUCGCUAGUCGCGGUGUCGGAUACGGAAUUGAUACUAUCAGAGUUGAUGGGAAUGAUGCAUGGGCCGUCUACAAAGUCACCAAAGAAGCCCGGGAAAUCGCUAUCGCCCAAAAGAAGCCCGUCUUGAUCGAAGCCAUGUCAUACCGUGUCUCCCAUCACUCCACAUCCGACGACUCCUUCGCCUACCGUGCCCGCGUGGAAGUCGAAGACUGGAAACGUCGUGAUAACCCAAUUACUCGUAUGCGUAAGUUCAUGGAACUACGAAACUGGUGGGAUCAAGACAAAGAUACACAAUUAAGAACACAGGCUAGAAAGGAUUUGUUAAAGGCUUUCAAUGCGGCCGAGAGGGAGAAGAAACCAGCGAUUAGUAACCUUUGGGAAGAUGUCUAUGAUAAGCCUACUAAGGAUCAGUGGGCACAGAUGGAGGAGAUGAAGGAUAUUUUGGAUAGGUAUGGGGAGGAGUAUGACCUUGAUAUGUAUGAUGGGGGUAAGGGUGGGGUUGUUAUAAAGAAAUAG
Molecule: messenger RNA, 1449 nt
Organism: Orbilia oligospora ATCC 24927
Lineage: Eukaryota; Fungi; Ascomycota; Orbiliomycetes; Orbiliales; Orbiliaceae
Exons: 6
Coding region: 1-1449 (482 amino acids)
Biological process (GO): branched-chain amino acid catabolic process
Molecular function (GO): oxidoreductase activity, acting on the aldehyde or oxo group of donors, disulfide as acceptor
Source: RefSeq, a predicted model, not a curated record